AAACGGGAGAGAAUAGUCUAAUUGUUUGAGUAGGAUUACAGCGCAAAAGCCUUUUUACAAUGUUUUGAAUUUUUAAGCCGCGCGCGAUCGUUGUCCAUCAGCGAACAAGAACGCUGAGACUGAACCAAUGAGAUUCGCGGAUUUCAUAUAGAACACAGCUAAGUGGCUACUGAUAACGUUGAAAGGAGGGUAAACGAACGGAAAGCCAGAACUGACUGGGGGCCGGCUUUGAUAAAACUACAUAAACACGUGACUGCGCAAGGGAGACCAAGCGCUCCGCAAUUCCGUCACUCACUUCUUUCACCAUGCACCAUGUGGCGUGCCCCCGACCGACCCCAGACCUCCUUGAGUCAAUCUUCUUUCUCGGCCGUUUGCGCGAGGAAGACUAGGUCAAAGAGGUGUAACGCGAAGGAUUGUGGUCAUUCGAACUGAAAGUGUGUUUUGUGGUACAGUGCAGGCUGCCCAGGGGAGAAAAAUGGCCGCAAAAUUUGAUAAUUUGCAGCUCGCUUUGCUCAAGCAAUUCGUGGACUUAUGUAAAGAAAAACCGCAUCUGCUUCAUGCUCCACAACUGAAGUUUUUUAAGGACUGGCUUGUAAGCAUAGGUGCGAUGAUCCCUCCACCACCAGAGGAACCAAAAGAACCGGAGCCAACUCCAAAACCAGCUGAAGAACCAAAAACAGCUGAAGAACCAAAAACAGAGGAACAUAAGGAGCCUACACCUGAACCUACACCCAAACCACCAGAGGAGGCAGCACCAGAGGAGCCUGUGGACAGUGAAAGUGAGGAGAGCGAUGUUGAUAUUGACCGAGAAGGAUGUAUUGAACCAGACAAUGAUGAACCUCAGGAAAUGGGAGACUCGAGCAUCGAGGUUACAGAUGAAAUGAGGGAUGAGUCCUCUGACAAGAGAAUGCAGGCCACAAUGGCUAUGAAUGAAGAAAACUAUGAUGAGGCUAUAAAGCUUUUUACAGAAGCUAUUUUUAAAAAUCCAUCAGCCAACAUGUAUGCUAAACGUGCAAGCUGUUUCAUUCGCAUGAAGAAGCCAAAUGCAGCCAUCAGAGACUGUGACGAGGCUAUAAAGAUCAAUCCAGACUCAGCCCAGCCAUACAAGUGGAGAGGGCGGGCUCAUAGACUUUUAGGUCAUUGGGAAGAGGCAAUGAAGGAUCUCAGCAUGGCUUGCAAACUGGAUUACGAUGAUGAUGCUAAUGAGUGGCUCAAGGAAGUCAAACCCAAGGCACAACUCCUUGCUGAGCACCAUAGAAAAUAUGAAAGAAAACGACAAGAGAAGGCUGAAAAAGAAAAAAUGGAUAAAAUAAACAAGGUAAAAGAAGCACAAGAAAAAGCAAAAAAGGAAGAGGAAGAGAGAAAAAAACGUCAAGAAGAGACGGCUGGAAGUCACCGUGGAGGCUUUUCCGGAGACUUUUCCGGGGCUGGCGGAUUCCCUGGAGGUGCUGGGGGAUUCCCUGGGGGAUUCCCUGGGGGAUUCCCUGGUGCUGGAGGGACAGGAGGCGGAGGAUUCACAGGAGCAGCUACUGCAGGUGGCCAAACACCAAACUUGCACGAUCUUCUUAGUGAUCCAGAGUUAUUGGCCGCAUUUCAGGACCAAGAGGUGAUGCAAGCCUUUCAAGACGUGAGUCAGAAUCCCCAGAACAUCUCAAAAUACGACCACAUCCCUAAAGUGAAAAUGAUCAUCGAUAAACUGGCCAAGAAGUUCGGACCCGCGGGAGAAGGCCCGCCGCCCGAUAGUGGGUUUCCUGGCGGCAUGCCAUUUGGAAACAUGUUCGGCGGCCAGUAACAUUGGUGUUGCUGUAGCUUCGUGAGUUUGGGCGACAGGACAAGUGGAAGUCUUCUUUUUUAGGAUUAAAAAAAAAAGAUUUGAGAUUUUCAUAAAUGGGACGAGUAAACUGUUUGUGGAUGUUAACUGUCUGACGUAUCUUAGAUAAGCAGAACUCAGGACUCGAGCGUUUAGCCAGAAUAUGAAGCUAAGGCUGACGUUAUUUCAGCAGACAGUCAAUGUGAAAACUUACAAAGUUUAUCCAGUUCUGCUGAAAUAUGAAAUGACGGAUUGAUUUUAGUUAUGUUAAAAGUUCUUUACAGGUGAAAUUCGGUAAGGUGCAUGUUUGUGUUUAAAUGCCUAUUCGCACUUGAAGUUUUUACGUGUUUAAAACAACGGCGAAGAAGAAACGUUUUGACCACUUUAAGAGUUAAGUGUGAACCGAGACAGAAGAGCAUAGAAGAAGCUGAACUGAACGUGAAGAAUCUAACACUGUUAACGAAUGUGUCGCUGCAAUAAAUAAGUAGCUUUCCGGCAUUAAUCAUAUUAUGCUUAAGUUGCGUUGCGUGAAUUUUGUGAAUUGUGUUGCCUUUAGAAAAUAGCCGAAAGAUAAAACGCGCGCUGAUUGGUUUAAAAUAAAAUUAGAUUAUUCGCUCGAGAA
Molecule: messenger RNA, 2432 nt
Organism: Orbicella faveolata
Lineage: Eukaryota; Metazoa; Cnidaria; Anthozoa; Scleractinia; Merulinidae
Product: hsc70-interacting protein-like
Molecular function (GO): protein dimerization activity; Hsp70 protein binding
Source: RefSeq, a predicted model, not a curated record